AUGCACUCCGAAAACGUGUUCGAGCCCGAAAUGCAUGCGACAGUUGCCGUAAGAGGAAGCGAAAGUGUGACGGUGCAUCACCAUGUUUAUUUUGAACAUAUCAACCCCGUUUUUGGGAUGCUAGAACUGGAAAGGUUUCGGCAUAGAUGUGAGCUUUUCUGGAAAGAUGACACGGGAAGUGUUGGAUCUGAGGCACUUAUCUGUGGAGUUGUAUCUUUGGGUGCAUUAUUCACGAGACAUAUCGCAUGUGUGCUUGAAGGUGAUGUAUCUGAGCAUGGUCGGUGCUUGCUGGAGCAGGGCUCACAGAGGCAUGGCGAUAUGUCUCUUGAUCAUGUGAUAGCAUGGACUUUACGGUCUCUUUACCUUCGGUCAACGAGUCGUCCCAAUUUGUCUUCUUUGGCAAUAUUUACCACUGUCCAUUUGGCAGAAUCAAUUGGUCUCCAUCGUGAGAUGGAUACUGUCGUUUUCGCCAUUGAUGGAUCAAGAAACGUUUUCACAUCCGACCUGUUGGAAUUACGUCGGAGGGUCUUCUGGAUUGUAAUGUCUCUCAACCAACUAUUCGCUGCCGAGUAUGGCCGUUCAAAAGUUUUAUUGGACAACGUCAAAUGCCAAAAGCCGACCGCCAAGGACGGAGAUUCUAUCGGCGACUUGAUCACAAUGUCGGAACUGCUAUCCUCCUGCACUGGCUCAGUGGUUGAACCUUCUGCCCUGCGAGCAUCAAUCGAAAAUUUGUGGAGCCUACCUAUUAAUCAUGCAGGACUGGCCCUCAUCAAGGCAGAUAUUACUUUAUGCCUCUGUCGAAGACUUCACCUGACUUAUUCGAAGUUCUGUCCGUCCAUAUUGAACAUUAUCAUGAUGGUUUUUCGUAAUGCCUUUGUGGAAUCAAGAACCUUGUCAGAGAAAGGAUUACCCUGGUGGAAUGUGAUUAGUGUUCCAUUCAAUGCGAUUUGUCUACUCUUGUCUAUAAACACGCGCCAGAGUAUAUCCCAUUUUCCCGACGCCAUCAGUACCCUAGAAACUGUUAGCAAUUUAUGGGACACCCAUCUAUCGAGGGAGGCUUUACAGACUGCCCAAAUGUUGGUCAAUCGGUUUAUCGAAAUGAAACGCGAAGACCAGGUGCUCUUAGAAACCCUUCAUCGGGCUGUUGACCACCCUAGCGCAUCAUCAAGCACGCAGGAUUGGAUGGAGACCUUUGGUAAUGACCCUUUUGAGGGGUUGAACGAACAGGACUUUGGCUGGGCACAGUUUUUCGGUGACGUCGUGGGUUGA
Molecule: messenger RNA, 1269 nt
Organism: Sclerotinia borealis F-4128
Lineage: Eukaryota; Fungi; Ascomycota; Leotiomycetes; Helotiales; Sclerotiniaceae
Source: the annotation of a GenBank genome assembly